This is a messenger RNA of Aspergillus campestris IBT 28561, 1074 nucleotides long. RefSeq lists its product as uncharacterized. The transcript has 3 exons. Gene Ontology annotation, cellular component: elongator holoenzyme complex. Lineage: Eukaryota; Fungi; Ascomycota; Eurotiomycetes; Eurotiales; Aspergillaceae. Gene Ontology annotation, biological process: tRNA wobble uridine modification. The record is from RefSeq and is a predicted model, not a curated record. The coding region runs from base 1 to 1074 and encodes 357 amino acids.
AUGCCCGCCCAACCGCCCCUCCCACCCCUCCUUGCGCCCUACGUAUCCGCCCUCCCGCAAUCCUCCCUCACACUCUUGUCCUCGGUCCUAGGCGCGACGGGGAAUUGGCUGAUCUUGCGAUAUCUCUAUUCGGCACUGGGCGCACCGGUCGGCGAUGCAGCUUUUGGGCUCCAUGGGAGUGAGGGCGGGAGGAAGAGGAAGGUUGUGUUAGUGAGCUUUCUGCGGGGGUGGGAAUUUUGGAGGUCAGAGGCGAAGAGAUUGGGCCUCGACCUCGCGCGCCUGACCGAUAAGCGCCAAUUUGCCUUCGUCGACGGCCUUUCCGAGCUCUUCUACACGCCCACUCCCUCCUCCCAAACAACAACAACAACAUCAACUUCCGGACCUGCGCCUUCCCGAACAGUCCUUCCUGUGCGCUCUCAACCGGGCCCGUUGCCCGCACGAGGCGUCCCACAACCCGCGCCUGCGCGACCUACUCCGACCAACCCCCACCAACAAGUACAACAGCAGUCGAGAGGACCCGGACCCGUCAAGCGACUGCAUCUCUCCGGGACAGGGGUGCAAGCCCUCGACGCACUCGAGAAUGACAUCUCCUCCGUGAUUAAGCAGCUAAAGACGCCAGUAACACCCGGAGAGGAAGAACCGGAGAUUCUGCUCAUCGUGGACCAGCCGGAUCUGUUACUCGCCGCUACGGGGCCCGCGAAGGGCAUCGGCGCUACGGAGAUGGGGGAGUGGAUUAUGGGGUUACAGCAGAACGUCCACGCAACAGUACUAGCUCUAUCCGCCGACUCGCCCUUAAUCCACAAUGCAGCAGAAUCCGCACAUCAACCGUCUACACCGUUGGAGAUGGAAAGUGCCGCGUUCGCGAUUGGGUCGGCGCACCGCGCGCAGAUGGUCCUGCAGCUGCGGAACCUUGAGACCGGGGCGGCGCGCGAUGUUAGUGGUGUGCUGCGCGUUAGCAAAGGGGGUGCUUGGGGGCAGGUUGAUGCGGGAGCGGAAGAUAAGUGGGAGGAACGCGAGGUGUUGUAUUUCGUGCAGAGAGAUGGGGGAGUCUGUGUGUUUGGAAGGGGAGAGUGA